AUGUUCGCCCAGGUUCGAUGCGACGCCGCCAGCCUUGGGGUACCUUGCACCAACUGCGUCGCGUUCCAAAUCGAAUGCCGUAUCCCGACGCCGAAGCGAAAAAAGGCCCAGAGCGCAACGGGACAGGCUUCGAAAGACUCUGAUAGCGAUCGUGAAGGCCAAGACGAACGACGGCAGCCGACACCGCCUUUCAGUGUACCUGCGACAAAUGCAUAUCCCCGAGCUCCGACUGUGACCCAUACUGUCGAAGGAACCCCUUCCUCGUCCAUAACCGAAGCACAGGCGAGGCAAGAAGAGGCGGACAAUGACACUUACCUAAACCUGAUCAUGAAGCCCAAGUUCACACGUGCCCCCAUCACCGAAGCUGGCCGGGUUGCUUACCUCGGAGAAUCCUCAAACCUCACUCUUCUUGUUCACGACCGCCAGGGUUCCUCGGAUGUCGUCCACUAUCCUCUUCCCGAAAACGUGCGUGGCACUCGAGCCAGGCUCACAGAGCUUGACAAUGUCGAAAUCGACAUCCUGCACCAGCGAGGGGCCUUCCUCUUGCCGCCCAGAUCUCUCUGCGACGAACUGGUUGACGCUUACUUUAACUGGGUCCACCCAAUCGUGCCGGUCAUCAAUCGUACUCGCUUCAUGAGGCAAUAUUCCGAUGCCAAGAAUCCUCCCUCUCUACUCCUGCUUCAGGCCGUCCUGCUCGCUGGCUCGCGCGUAUGCACCAACGCGCAGCUCAUGGACUCCAACGGCUCGACCACGCCUGCCGCUCUGACUUUCUAUAAGCGCGCCAAGGCCCUUUACGACGCCAACUAUGAAGACGACCGCGUAACGAUCGUACAGUCCCUGCUUCUCCUGGGCUGGUACUGGGAGGGACCGGAAGACGUGACGAAGAACGUCUUCUACUGGAGUCGCGUCGCGACCAUUGUCGCCCAGGGCUCUGGCAUGCAUCGCAGCGUAGAGCAAUCCCAGCUGAGUCUGUCGGACAAGAGACUGUGGAAGCGUAUUUGGUGGACGCUCUUCACCCGCGACCGCUCCGUGGCCGUGGCGUUGGGUCGUCCCGUCCACAUCAACCUCGACGACUCGGACGUCGAGAUGCUGACCAUCGACGACUUCGUCGAGGACGAGCCAGAUUGUGCCAGCGAGUUCCCCCCCAACCCAGUUCACGUCCAGUUUUUCCUGCAAUACGUCAAGCUGUGCGAGAUUAUGGGCCUUGUUCUGUCCCAGCAGUACUCGGUCGCCUCGAAGGGGCGGCAGCGGACGGCCAUCGACCUGACGCACAGUGACAUGGCCCUUGCCGAUUGGCUCCAGAAUUGCCCCAAGAUUGUCUACUGGGAGAUGCCUCGCCAUCAUUUUUGGUCCGCGCUGCUGCAUUCUACCUAUUAUACGACGUUAUGUCUUCUGCACCGGGCGCACAUGCCCCCAAGCGGUCAGAAUCGCUUCCCGGACGACUCUCCUUACCCGUCUCGGAAUAUUGCUUUCCAAGCUGCUGCCAUGAUCACUUCGAUUGUGGAGAACUUGGCUGCUCGCGACGAGCUGCGCUACUGUCCCGCCUUCAUCGUCUACAGUCUGUUUUCGGCGCUCAUCAUGCAUGUCUAUCAGAUGAGAUCGCCCGUUCCGUCCAUCCAGCAAGUCACACGAGACAGGCUGCGAAGUUGCAUGCAAGCCAUGAAAGAGGUUUCCCGGGUGUGGCUGGUGGGCAAGAUGGUAUACACGCUCUUCGAGUCCAUCAUUGGCAACAAGGUGUUGGAGGAGAGGCUUCAAAAGGCCGGGGCCAAGAGGCACCGCAAGACGCAUCAUGGCUUGUCACAGUCGGAACAGCAGACCAAGGCGCAGGAUGCCUCGAAGCGCAAGUAUGAUGACAUGGCCAUCGACUUCACCGCCAACGCGCCGACUCCCCAAGAAUCUUACGAGCGAUCGAGGCCGCAGACCCCAAGCGCGAACAAGAACGAAGGCGGCGGUGCAGUGCAGCAGACCGGCAUACCAUCGCCGAGCGUCCGGCCUAGUGGGGCAGACACCUUCAUGGGAGGGACCAGCUCGCGGCCGCAGACGAGGCCGGCCACACCCUUCAACCCUUCGUUCUCUGUGCCUGCAACACCACCCGAUCUCUACCUCGUUACAAGAAACUCUCCUAACCUCUCUCAGUCCGUGUGGGAAAAUUUUCAGCCAGACCAGCUUUUCCCGGAAAGCUCGAGCAUGCCUGUCUUUCCAAACCUGUCGCCGAUGCAAGCUCAUCAGAGUUUGGACCAAACCAUCAUGGCCCAAAUGACUCCCAGCAGAGCGGCAGCUCCUAGUGCGCAAAGUCAGCCGAGCAGUCAGUUUCAAGUGAGGGGAGAAGGCCAAGGUCAAGGCAAUGGACUUUUGCAUACGCAAGCCUUUCCCGGGCAAAACAUGUGGCAGCCUGCAUUUGACAGUGGAAUGCAUGACGGCCAAAGCCCGGAUAGCUGGAGCUCCAGCUCGGUCCAAGGGCAGCCGGCUCCCACGACGCUUAAUGUCGAGGAUUGGUUCCAGUUCUUUGGCAUCAACGGUGACGCAAAUGGCCUCAACCUCGAUGUAUCUUUAACCUGA
Molecule: messenger RNA, 2559 nt
Organism: Drechmeria coniospora
Lineage: Eukaryota; Fungi; Ascomycota; Sordariomycetes; Hypocreales; Ophiocordycipitaceae
Product: Ctf1 transcription factor
Exons: 3
Coding region: 1-2559 (852 amino acids)
Biological process (GO): DNA-templated transcription
Molecular function (GO): DNA binding; zinc ion binding
Source: RefSeq, a predicted model, not a curated record